GUUGAGCCAUGUGACUGGCGUCGCGCUCUUCGGGUUAUUCGUCCCACACAUCAACGUGCCGGCGAUGAUAUCACGACUUCUUCAAAUGCAGCUUCUGCUGCUCUUUUAUGCACAUCACGCCUACCCCUUCCUUUGACUAAUUUGCAGUCUCCAUUUGCUAGCUGCGAAGGCGCUUUAUCAGCCAACGUAAUCACCUGCCUUCUUCAGCCAUUGGUCAACAGUCUUCUUUCUCGAAUAACCAUAGCUCUUGUCGGCGUCGAUCUUGUCGCUAGCCACUUCAAGCUCCCUAUCAAUGACAACAGUCGAAAUCAUUCUGCUUCCUCUGCUUUUCAACCUCAAACUCGCCGCCAUCGUAGUCUUAACCAGGCGCCGGUUGGUGAUCCAGCCUCCAGCGCUACUUCAGCUUUAACUUCAAACAAUCCCGGAACAUCUUUUUAUAGAGAAACAACUGGUUUUAAUCCAGAUACUGCUAGUCAAGCUGGCCACAAGGAACUUCAAAUUGUCUCUGAUGAAAGCGAUGGAGGACUUAAUGGCUUGGAUUCGGCAGAUGAAGCAGCAUAUGCUGGCCUAGCCUACAUCGAAACAACUCUAAAAAUACGGGCCCAGAUGCGGCGUAUGAGGAAACCGGCUGUUUUUACCCAGUUAUUAGAAAAAGUUAUAAGAUGCUGGCAGUAUAUAUUUUCCCCUGAUGUAAUUUGCCUCCAGCCGUCCCCUGACAUCAUUGGAGACACUCGCAGUCGUCGCAACCAAAGCUUCCCUCUUGCACCAAAUUAUCUUUCCGUAACUUCUGGACCCGGAUUAGUUUGGCCAUUUGAACCCUCCACUCUCCUUUAUUCUCUAUCAACCAGUACACCUACUCAAUUACCAAGCAGCUUACUUCUUGUUGGCGAUCUGCCAGACCCGGUAAUGAAUGCCGUCUGGCACGCCCUCGAAUCUGUCCAGGUAAGUUCUAUCGUCCUCGUUUAUGCGUAA
Protopolystoma xenopodis is the source of this 972-nucleotide messenger RNA. NCBI's taxonomy places the organism in Eukaryota, Metazoa, Platyhelminthes, Monogenea, Polystomatidea, Polystomatidae. The record is from the annotation of a GenBank genome assembly.